Malassezia globosa CBS 7966 is the source of this 870-nucleotide messenger RNA. RefSeq lists its product as uncharacterized. Bases 1 to 870 code for a protein of 289 amino acids. Gene Ontology annotation, cellular component: mitochondrial matrix. Gene Ontology annotation, molecular function: protein binding. Lineage: Eukaryota; Fungi; Basidiomycota; Malasseziomycetes; Malasseziales; Malasseziaceae. Gene Ontology annotation, biological process: iron-sulfur cluster assembly. The record is from RefSeq and is a predicted model, not a curated record. The transcript has 2 exons.
AUGGCAGAUGCAUUUCUGCAUCUGAUCCCUUAUGCACGAGAGCCUAGUAUUCUUGUUGAAGUUGACAAGUGCAUUUCUACUGACCUGAUUGCGUUCGUAAAACGAUUCAAGUUGCGGUCUAAAUUUCAAAUCAACGAUGUUUCUGAUGCAUGGGAUGUCAUGCAGCUGUAUGGUAAUGCUCAGGUGGAUCUAGACAUGCUUAAUUUGUAUGGUGCUUAUGCUUUUCGGGACGUCCGUUCACCUGAAAUGGGCUGGCGUGUAUUACUUCCAAAAAAGCACACAGAACAAGAAAUUCCUCUCAAGAAUGCUACUGACGUGGACUAUACCAUUCACCGUAUGUUGCAGGGUGUACCUGAAGGUUCUAAGGAAAUUCACAUGGGCUCAAGUCUCCCACUCGAAAGCUGCAUUGAUUAUAUGCACGGUGUAGACUUCCGCAAGGGCUGCUAUAUUGGACAAGAAUUAACUGCGCGCACCUUUUUCACGGGGCUUGUGCGAAAACGCAUUAUGCCCAUUAGUCUAGAUCCUAACCCAUGCCAUCACUCAUCCCCCGCUCCCAUCAAUGUCGAUACUAGCAUGAACCUUGCGCUACCAGAUUCCGGUGCUGAUGUGCGCUUUGUGAUGCCUCAAAAAUCUGACGUAUCUACUUCCCAGCCUGGAAGAUCACGCUCAGCCGGCAAGUUCCUUAGUGGCAUUCAUAAUAUUGGUCUCGCGCUGCUGCGGUUGGAGCAGGUGGAUAAAUCGAAUUCGGAAGAGGCGGGGCAUCCCCGGCUUGUAUUGGAAGCUCCAGAUGGCUCGCCACUCUACCUGCACGCUUACAGGCCGUCUUGGUGGGACUCGGAGACCCUCCAAAAACCGAAUGGUUCCAACUAG